This is a messenger RNA of Nomascus leucogenys (northern white-cheeked gibbon), 1731 nucleotides long. RefSeq names its product origin recognition complex subunit 4 (gene ORC4). NCBI's taxonomy places the organism in Eukaryota, Metazoa, Chordata, Mammalia, Primates, Hylobatidae. Gene Ontology annotation, molecular function: DNA replication origin binding; ATP hydrolysis activity. Gene Ontology annotation, biological process: DNA replication initiation; DNA replication. The record is from RefSeq and is a predicted model, not a curated record. Gene Ontology annotation, cellular component: nuclear origin of replication recognition complex; nucleus.
UAGUGCGUGCGCGGGGCAUGCCGGGAGUGGUUGUGUACCGUCGGCAACAGCAGGUGAAGCCUAGCAGAGGACGCGGCCAGGCGAUUCGGUGAAGCGAUUCCUGCAGGCGUUGGUUCCCCUCUUUGUCCUGGUAAAGGCAGGCUUUUAUGCGAGAGGAUUUGAAUUUGUUGAAAUGAGCAGUCGUAAAUCAAAGAGUAACAGCUUAAUUCACACAGAGUGCCUUUCACAGGUACAAAGAAUUUUACGUGAAAGAUUUUGUCAUCAAAGUCCACAUAGUAACCUAUUUGGAGUGCAAGUACAAUACAAACACUUAAGUGAGCUGCUGAAAAGAACCGCUCUCCAUGGAGAGAGUAACUCUGUCCUUAUUAUCGGACCCCGAGGAUCAGGAAAAACUAUGUUAAUAAAUCAUGCUUUGAAAGAACUCAUGGAAAUAGAAGAAGUGAGUGAAAAUGUAUUACAAGUUCACCUAAAUGGACUGCUGCAGAUCAAUGACAAAAUCGCCCUAAAGGAAAUCACAAGGCAGUUAAAUCUGGAAAAUGUAGUUGGAAAUAAAGUUUUUGGAAGCUUUGCUGAAAACCUUUCAUUUCUUCUGGAAGCUUUAAAAAAAGGUGACCGAACUAGCAGUUGCCCAGUGAUCUUCAUAUUAGAUGAAUUUGAUCUUUUUGCUCAUCAUAAAAACCAAACACUUCUUUAUAAUCUUUUUGACAUUUCGCAGUCUGCACAGACCCCAAUAGCAGUUAUUGGUCUUACGUGUAGAUUGGAUAUUUUGGAACUCUUAGAAAAAAGAGUGAAGUCAAGAUUUUCUCACCGGCAGAUACACUUAAUGAAUUCAUUUGGUUUUCCACAGUAUGUUAAAAUAUUUAAAGAACAGUUAUCUCUACCUGCAGAGUUUCCAGACAAGGUUUUUGCUGAGAAGUGGAAUGAAAAUGUUCAGUAUCUCUCAGAAGAUAGAAGUGUGCAAGAAGUACUACAGAAGCAUUUCAAUAUCAGCAAAAACCUGCGGUCAUUACACGUGCUAUUGAUGCUUGCUUUAAAUCGAGUAACAGCAUCACACCCAUUUAUGACUGCCGUAGAUCUAAUGGAAGCAAGCCAACUGUGUAGCAUGGACUCGAAAGCAAAUAUUGUACAUGGUCUGUCAGUCUUGGAAAUCUGUCUUAUAAUAGCAAUGAAACAUUUAAAUGACAUCUAUGAGGAAGAGCCAUUUAAUUUUCAAAUGGUCUAUAAUGAGUUUCAGAAGUUUGUUCAAAGGAAAGCACAUUCUGUUUAUAAUUUUGAAAAACCUGUUGUCAUGAAGGCUUUUGAACACUUGCAGCAAUUAGAAUUAAUAAAGCCCAUGGAAAGAACUUCAGGAAAUUCACAGAGAGAGUACCAGCUGAUGAAACUGCUUUUGGAUAAUACUCAAAUUAUGAAUGCUCUACAGAAAUAUCCCAACUGUCCUACAGAUGUGAGGCAGUGGGCAACAUCCUCACUAAGCUGGUUAUGAAUAUAACCAGUGACUUUAACUUUGGCAUUUCAUUCAUACUUCUGUAGAGAACGAAAAACUUGUCCAUUAACGUGAUACGCUAAACAUUCUAUAAACAUUUUUGUAUUUAUGUGAGACUUGCACAUCUGCUGUCUUGGCUGUGUCUUGCCUUUUAAUCAUGAACAGUUACAUGAUUUAUAAUUUCAGUGAUUGAGAUUACUUUGUAAGUAGCUGUUCAGAAGAAUAAAAUAUGACUGUUUUAGGGACUA